Messenger RNA from Lithohypha guttulata, 1683 nucleotides. RefSeq lists its product as uncharacterized. Gene Ontology annotation, cellular component: plasma membrane. The record is from RefSeq and is a predicted model, not a curated record. The coding region runs from base 1 to 1683 and encodes 560 amino acids. NCBI's taxonomy places the organism in Eukaryota, Fungi, Ascomycota, Eurotiomycetes, Chaetothyriales, Trichomeriaceae. The transcript has a single exon. Gene Ontology annotation, biological process: transmembrane transport. Gene Ontology annotation, molecular function: transmembrane transporter activity.
AUGUCAAUGCCAAUUGCAACAGACUAUGCGCGGCAAUCAGCACUCAUGUCGGACGUCGACUCCCUCUCAAGCACUGACGACGAGAAGAGUGAUCACGAUGGCCAUAGACCAACACGUCGUGAAAUCAGCCAUACGCUUUCCCGUACAGCUAGCAGACGUACGGAUCAGGAUACUCUGACCCAGGAAAUAUCAAGACGACAAACCACACUCUCAAAAGUCCGCUCUCGACCACAUACAACCUUUAACCAUCCAUUGUCGCACAUCUCAACCAAAGAAGAUGUCCUUGUCGAUUUCGAUGGUCCCGAUGACCCCUACCGACCAAUCAAUUGGCCACUUAAGAAGAAGAGCAUGACCACCCUGUUGUAUGGCCUAGUAACCAUGUCUGCAACCUGGGCUUCCUCGUCUUACUCAGCUGGCACAUCACAGAUCGCAGCACAUUUCCACGUUGGUAGUGAAGUUGCCAUUCUCGGCACAACUCUUUACCUAAUGGGUUUCGGUAUUGGACCUCUUCUCUGGGCACCGUUGUCUGAAGUUUAUGGUCGCAAGCUCGCCGUUUUGUGUCCAAUGUUUGUCGCAAUAUGUUUCUCAUUUGGCAGUGCCACAGCCAAGGACUUUCAGACCUUAAUGCUGACACGGUUCUUCGGCGCAUUCUUCGCUUCCGCUCCUGUUACAAAUACUGGAGGCGUACUUGGAGAUCUCUUCACACCAACUCAGAGAGGAAUUGCAAUGGCCGGAUAUGCAAUGGCUGUAGUUGGUGGUCCAGUCCUCGGUCCUAUCGUGAGCGCUGCAGUUGUGAUUCAACCGAGUCUUGGAUGGAGGUGGACAGAGUACCUCACAGGUAUUUUGCAGGUCGUUGUCACACUGCUAGCAUUGAUCUUCAUUGAUGAAUCAUAUCCACCUAGACUUCUUGUCUACAAAGCAAGACGUCUCAGACAUGAAACAGGCAAUUGGGCCCUUCACGCCAAAUUCGAGGAGUGGGACAUCAGUAUCAGUGGACUUGCACACAAAUUUUUGGUGAGACCAAUACAACUUCUCACAACACCAAUCUGCUUCCUCAUCGCGUUGUAUGCCUCAUUCUGCUAUGGAAUGUUAUACAUGCAGCUAGGUGCCAUACCAAUCAUCUUCGGGGAGAUUCGUGGAUGGUCUAUGCUCAGAGCUGAACUGCCUUUCCUGUCUUUGCUCAUCGGCGCCAUCCUAGGAUGUGGUGCGAAUGUGUACAAUCAGACUCUGUACAAUAAAGCCUAUCAUGCAGCAGGUGACAGAGCAGUACCGGAGAAGCGGUUACCUCCCAUGAUGGUUGGGAGUGUCAUUUUUGCUGCCGGGCAAUUCAUCACUGGUUGGACCGGUGACAUUGUUUCCAUCAAUUGGGCAGUACCAUGUCUUGGAACUCUCAUGCUGGGUGUUGGUUUCUUCACGAUAUUCCAGGCUGCGCUAAAUUAUCUCGUUGACGCAUUUUCAACGUAUGCGGCCAGUGCAGUUGCUGCUAAUACGUUCCUGCGAAGUUGUUUUGCUGCAGCGUUCCCGCUGAUUGUUGGGCCUAUGUAUCAUGAUAUUGGGACUGGUCCAAGUAGUUCCAUAACAGGAGGAUUCUCGGCCUUGUUAAUACCAGUACCGUUUGUGUUCUACAUCUUCGGUAAGAGGAUCAGAGCGAGUAGUAAGUGGAGUAAGCAGAGUGUUUACUGA